AUGGUGGCGACCGAGCAGACGAUUGAGAAGCCUGGUGGGGAGACAGACCGGCUUGCCUCAGAGGUUGCACCACAAGUCAGUCCUCUGAAAGAGGUGAAGGCCCCCGAGGCAGAGCAGAGAGAGAAACAAGAUGUCGUCCAUCCUGAGAACGAACAGACACAAAGAAGAAUGACCAAGGGGAAAGAGGGCAAGGUCGAGAUUUCGGCCGUCGCCCGAGCGUCGAGUUCCGGGGAUCGACAAUCCAGCAAUCUGCAGAAGGAGAUCAGGGAGGGGAUCUCCAGGCUGGUCCAGGGCCUGGCCGUCCAGCACUCUAAACAUGAAGAUGGUGGUGGGCAUGGCAUAAGUAUAAUAACUCUGGCCGGCGAGAACCAUGGCGCAACCAUGCAUGCCGGCUACGGUACGAUCAGCGGCAGGGAAGGCCACGACGAUGCCGUCAACAAGGUGCCCAUCAUCCCCAACGCAGGAAAAGCAUCGGCGACGGCUGAAAAUGGACGGAAGAAAGCGGAUGAAGCAUGCAGCAUCCCGGCUAUGGCUACCAGCGUCAACAGCAACGUCCAGACCAUUAACGGCUCCAUCCUCCACGACAGCUGCUGCAGCGACGACAACCCUGGGGUUCACUUGGUCGUCUCAAAUGGUGCGCGGCCAGAAUCCGCAGAGGCAACCGACGCACAUAAGCCCCGAUCCUCGAGGGUCUCUUCGCCGCCUCGAAGGAUGGUCACCCAAGAGGCCCCCGCCGCCAGAAGGCGAUGCCUCCGAUCCCUCUUCCUGGAAUCGAGCGGCGACGAUACGGAGAAUCCCCGGCGGCGCCACGGCUGCCGUUACGCCUCCAGCGAGGGGAAGAAAGGCCCCGACAAGGGCGGCGGAGGCUGCGGCGGCUCUGUGUCAUAG
This is a messenger RNA of Spirodela intermedia, 888 nucleotides long. The record is from the annotation of a GenBank genome assembly. NCBI's taxonomy places the organism in Eukaryota, Viridiplantae, Streptophyta, Magnoliopsida, Alismatales, Araceae.